This is a messenger RNA of Aspergillus eucalypticola CBS 122712, 1379 nucleotides long. It is a transcript of the gene lcp5, whose product is annotated as small subunit rRNA maturation protein LCP5. Gene Ontology annotation, cellular component: nucleolus; small-subunit processome. Gene Ontology annotation, biological process: maturation of SSU-rRNA from tricistronic rRNA transcript (SSU-rRNA, 5.8S rRNA, LSU-rRNA). Bases 21 to 1190 code for a protein of 389 amino acids. The record is from RefSeq and is a predicted model, not a curated record. The transcript has a single exon. Lineage: Eukaryota; Fungi; Ascomycota; Eurotiomycetes; Eurotiales; Aspergillaceae.
CAGAGACAGCACAGCACACAAUGGCGGCGGCCGUAUCCCAGUCCGAGCCUUCUGGCUCGCAGAAUAUCUCAGCCCUGCUUGAGACUCUCACCACGUGUCUCAACAGCACCGGAUCAUCGCUCCCAAAGACCAAGCGGGAUGCGCCCUCAGAUGUGUCGAUCGAACCGCCGCAAGAUGGCAUCUCGCUACUUGACACCAAGUCCGAUCUCCUCCUCUCCUACAUGCAGAACCUCGUAUUCUUGGUAAUAUUCCAGCUGAGGGGUCUGAAGUCAUCAGCCGACAAGGACGCCGAAAAGAACGACUCGCUCCCGGACGAUAUUGUGAAGAAACUCGUUGAACUACGUGUCUAUCUGGAUCGCGGUGUCCGACCUUUGGAAGGACGGCUGAAAUACCAGGUCGACAAGGUUAUCAAGGCCGCUGAGGAUGCGGAGCGGGCUGAGCGCGGAGCCACAGCCCCGAAGAAGAGCAAGAAGGCUAAGAAGUCCGCUCGCGACGAGGAGUCUGGCUCCGACGAAGGUAGCAGCGACAGCGAGGGAGACAGUGAGGAGGACGAGGAGGAUGAGGAUGAGGAGGAGGAGGAUAUAGAUGAGAUGGCAUUCCGGCCUAACGUCUCUGCCUUCUCCAAGAAGGUCGAGCCUGAGGCCAAGCAGGAUAAGGCGGCCGCGAGAGCUACAAGCGACGGCAUCUACCGACCACCUCGUAUUAUGCCCACAGCCCUACCGACUACCGAAACCCGGGAGCGCAGGGAGCGCCCGCAACGCCGGUCUAAUGUCAUCGAUGAGUUCGUUAGCGCCGAGAUGUCAUCCGCACCUAUGGCCGAGCCCAGUAUCGGAAGUACGAUCGUACGCGGUGGACGACAGACGAAGUCUAAGAAGGAUCGCGAGCGUGAGGCUGAGCGGACGAGAUACGAAGAAACCAACUUCGUGCGUCUGGCGAAGGAGAGCAAGAAGGAUCGGGCCAAACGUCUGCGUGCCGAGGGCCCGCGGGGCACCUUUGGUGGGGAGGAAUGGCGUGGUCUUACUGAGGGAGCAGACCGGAUCACGAAGCUCACUCGGAGAGCCCAGGGAAGCGGCUCAGCGCUGGAUCGGAGUCGGAAGCGCAAGAAUGAAGAUGGACAGCGCGACGAUGGGAUGGGAGUGGGCCAGAUCUUCGAGAAGCGGCGCAAGAAGGUGGACAGCUGGAAGCGGUGAUCGACUUGUAUACAUACUUUCCUCACUUUUACGAUGCAUCAUUUAUAUUCCUUUCUUCUAAGCGCUCUAUACACACUGGAUUGUUUGGACAUGAGCAACCUGGGCUGAUCGCUGAGCAUAAAGUAGCCCGUCUGCACUGGAUGCUUUGAUAGCCAGAGUGAUUUGCGAUACCAGAAAAGUUAAUUUCAC